Annulohypoxylon truncatum is the source of this 2513-nucleotide messenger RNA. Its product is annotated as alpha/beta-hydrolase. The record is from RefSeq and is a predicted model, not a curated record. Bases 390 to 2279 code for a protein of 629 amino acids. Lineage: Eukaryota; Fungi; Ascomycota; Sordariomycetes; Xylariales; Hypoxylaceae. The transcript is spliced from 6 exons.
CUUUUCCCUAAUAACAAGAGUUUUUAUUCAAAUCAGAACUCAGGAUUCUCUACCAUGUCGGAAUGUCAAUAUUUGAAGAUCUACACUCUAAUCUAUCCCAAUCCUUAAACAGACCCCAUAUUUCGUGAUCCUCUUUUCUCAAUUAUGUGCAAGCUUGCGGCGCAUCACGGUAUGGAUAUGUCUCGGCGUUCACGCAAGGGAUUCAACUUGCAAGAGACCGAUCCCUUUCAAAUCUUUGGCUAUUUCUUAUCAAACGCCGUAACUUCCGGCUUUUAUUGUUAAAUGUUGAUUACUAGCUAUACUUGAAGCUGGACUUUGAGGUUCCUUCAAUUCAGAAUUUUAUCAAUGAUAUUAAGGUCGCGCAGCUUUAAGUCGCCUUGAAUAUAAAAAUGGCUCGAACCAUCUCGUGGCUCCUCGGCCUGGGUGCCUUGAUAUUCGGCCUCCUUGCUGUAUUCGUCGAACCAUUCCGUGAACUCUUACUUCAGAAUGCCGAUUAUUAUGAGAUCAAGCUUCCUUUCUCAGACAGGGUUGACAGGGUUGACCCACCCGUCGUUUUUGACUUUGCCCGAGAACUCGCAUAUAUGGGUAGUCGUUCAGAUGGCGUGGAACACUUUCAGGAUAUCUUCUACGCAGAAGAUACAUCGGGAGAGAAUCGGUUUGCACCGCCUAUUCCCAUCAAGCAUAGGAAGGGAACUGUCAUUGAUGCUACUCAACCUGGAGCUUGGUGUCCUCAAGGGACCGGCGACGUACUACCGUUUACUAGCCGAGUUGUGAAUAUCAGUGAAAACUGCCUGAGUUUGAGGAUUGCUCGACCUCAAUUUACGGCGCGGGAUGCCAAGUUACCGGUAAUGGUAUGGUUACACGGAGGUGGUCAUGCUCUAGGAUCUGCUUCAGAUAUCUUGUACCAACCCGAUGGACUAGUGAAACAAGCUGCUACAGAUGGCCAGCCACUGAUUUUCGUUGGAAUCAAUUACCGCCUGGGCUUCUUCGGCUUCGCGACGAGCAAGGCACUUAUUGAUGCGAAGCAUACGAACGCUGGCCUACGUGACCAACGUGCUGCUCUUGAGUGGGUACGUGACAACAUCGAGAACUUCGGUGGCGACCCGCAGCAUGUGACUGCGAUUGGGCAGAGUGUCGGAGCUAGCGAUAUUAGCUUGCAGUUGACUGCGUUCGAAGGAAAGCAGGAUGUCCCAUUUCAGCAGGCCAUCAUGAUGUCCGGCGCCGCAGGGCUCAAUUUUAAUACCAAGUCAGACCUAGUAGCGAAUAACAGCGCCGCAGUAGCCCAGGGGGUAGGGUGUGUCAAGAACGAUGAUAGCCAAUCUGCGGAGACACUUCAGUGUCUACGAGAAGCCCCUUUUGAGCUUCUAAACAACCUCUCUGUCACAGCGUCCCGUGCUGCACGCCCACCAUUCGGAGAGGCUUUUUUCUAUCCUACGUACGAUGGAGACUUCAUCACCGAUCGACCCACUGAGCUGAUGCGCGCCGGAAAGUUCUCCAAGGGCGUACCGAUCGUCGCCUCCUGGGUAGCCAACGAAGGGGCAUGGUACAUCCCCCCAACCACUUCGACGGAUGAAGAGGUACUGGCCAGUUUUGGACUCUGGCUAACCGGUCACUCCGAGUCCACGAAAGCCAAGUUACUAGAACUGUACCCGCUCGCAGAUUUCGAAGGCAUGGUACGGCCGGAUUACGACGGGCCCAUAUCAGCCCAGUACUACCGCGCCGCGCAGCUCAGCAAGGAUAUCUGGUUCACAUGCCCCGUCCUCGAUUUCGCGUGGCAGUACGUCAGGAACGGCGGCGUCGAGCCGGAGAAGAUGCGCUUGUAUAACUUCAACGCGACGCGGUACACCCCGGUCUUCGAGAACAUGGGGGUUCCCUUUUGGCGCGUUGCGCACUUGAGCGAUAUCCCUUACGUGCUGAAUCACCAAGGCCUGGAAGGAGGGGCGGAUAAUUCGGCCCCGCAACUAGAAUUGUCGAAGAUGAUGAGCCGGACCAUUGCGAAGUUCGUAACCUCCGGGAUCCCUAGCGUGGGCGAUAGUAGUGCCGAGGCGUGGCCGCCGGCUUUUGAUGGGGUUACGAGGGAUGAGUUGAAGGAGGAAUUCCCAACCAAGAUUUUGCUGAAAUUGUUUGGUGGACCGUAUGGGAACACGCCCGUUUCAGUUAGCAGAGAUGGGAACGAGGCUACUACGACGGAAGCAGAGAGGGCUCUGAGGUGGGAGAGGAUGCUUGAGAGGUGUGAAUUCAUAAACAGUGAGAAAGUAAGAGAAGAGUCUGGAGUAUAGAAUGGUUAGGUAGCGAUGAGGUUUGGGUAGGGGUUAAAAGGAUAAUGGUGUCUUAGGCAAGCAGUGGUUCCUAAGAAUUUAGCGUAAUGGCCUAGGUGCCUGUUUUCGCGAACAAGAGUCAUUGUCAUGUUCCAAGGAUUGACAAUAUUGAUUUCAAUACUUUAGGUUGACUUGGCGUGUUUACACUUAUUUAAUGAUAGUUUACUACCCCUAUAAGCUCAAUCUGGCGGUAGG